This is a messenger RNA of Linum trigynum, 2004 nucleotides long. Lineage: Eukaryota; Viridiplantae; Streptophyta; Magnoliopsida; Malpighiales; Linaceae. The record is from the annotation of a GenBank genome assembly.
CCUAAACAGUUGAAUCCUUGUGUUGGCGCUAAACUUCUACAUGUUAUGUCUGUUAUGUCCUGCUUUAAAUUCCCUCUCUCUCUUUGCCGGAUCUUGGAUAAGCAUGUGGCACGGUUUUGGUGGGGCUGGAGAACGGACAGGGUAAAAUGCACUCGAUGUCUUGGCGGAACAUAUUCCGCAGUAAACAUGAGGGAGGGAUGGGGUUUCGCCAUUUUGAGCACUUUAAUCAGGCAUUGUUCGCUAAGAUUGGGUGACGUAUUUUAAAUGAUCCUGAUUCGCUACUCGCACAGGUUUAUAAAGGGAUGUACUUUCCGAGGGGAAGUUUUCUUGAGGCGAAGGCGCUUUCUCGUCCCUCUUGGGGGUGGCAAAGUAUCCUAUUUGGGUGCCAAUUGUUGAAUCAGGGGCUCCGGUGGCAAAUUGGUAAUGGCCAGACGACCCCGUUACUUGAGAAUAGUUGGGUUCCGUGCCUGCACCCACUGGUUCCUACGUUUAACCCCUGUGUCUUGGCCCGCUGAUGGGGAAUUAAGGGUUGAGACUGUUAUAAACACGGAGGAUGGCUGCUGGUGUGACACUAGACUGGCCCAAUGGUUUGAUCCUCUUACCUGUCGUGCCAAUAAGGAAAUUCCUUUACCUCCUGAUAAAAUUGAGGAUCGUUUAAUUUGGCAUGGUACAUCGGAUGGGUCAUUCACAGUGAAAACAACUUAUCAUUUGGCUGUCCAGUUGGACAAGAAGGAUGGUCGGUGGCGCUCUUUAGCCAGUUGGAUGGACAGGUCUAGCUGGAUCUGAGUCUGGGCAGCUCCCAUUCCUCCAAAACUAAGGGUCUUCCUAUGGCAAAUCUUCAACCGACUACUUUCUACUACGAAAGCUCUGAGGGAAAGGAAGGUCCAGGUCCAUCCCCGGUGCCUAGUUUGCUAGGCUGAGUCCGAGACCUUGGAGCAUUUAUUUCUGGAAUGCCCAGUGGCGAGAGCUCUAUGGGAUUACGCGGGGUUGGAUUACUUGGGUCAGAGGUUGCCUCGUCACAUUUUUCCUUUGUUCCUAAAGAGGUUGAUGAAUAUCAUCCAACAAGACCAUUUGGUUAUGACGGUUACCGCGGUCCUUUGGAGAAUCUGGUGGUCCCGAAAUUAGGUCGUCUUUGAAGGUAAACAGUUUGGCAUUCCACCUUUAAUGCAGCAAUAUCAUCUGCAGUACCAUGAAUGGAUUAGCUUGCCAGUUGAUAGAUCUCGGGGCCCUCCUAUUCCGAUUCCCCCGGUGGUUGACCAUCCCGACAACCCUAUCACUUGUAUGUGGGAUGGGGCGACUCGGUCUGCUUCCCACUCAGCCGACAAUAUGGUGGUCAAAAGUCAGACUGGGGGAAAUCUCAUGGCCAGAGGACUUCAAUUCAGGGGCAUCUACGACCCUUUGGAUGCUGAAGCUCUGGCCCUCCGGGAAGCGAUACUCUGGUGUUGGGAUUCCAGUUUUGCGGUGGUGCGCUUUGAAGGGGAUGCUAAGGUGCUUAUUCACAAGAUCAACAGUCGGAUGCUAGGGCUAGCCGAGUGGGGGCGCUGAUGGAGGAAAUUAUUGGUGUUAUGAGGUCGUUGCAAGGUUUUUCGGUCCGGUUUGUAGGCCGGCGUAGGAAUAGGGUAGCCCACUUGGUGGCUAAAAAGGCCCUUCAUUUGUAGCCGACUGCGAGUCUUUUUUAUUUUAUUUUCUGGCCUUGUUAAAUUCUAGGGUGUAACUAUCUAUGUUUCUUAUCAAGAUAUCGAUUAUCUUUUGUAAAAAAAAAGGCUUAGUCAAGUGCAAGGAAGUGGAAGAACGUUUCCUUUUGGGCUAGAAGUGUCGGAGAAAACAUUGCUUAAUUGUGAUUAAUAAUGCCUAAGCGGCAGGGAUUGUGACUAAGCAGUCACCUAGGCCCACUCAAUUAUGGCUAGGCAUUUUCCAUUUCAAUUCUUCCGUUUUCCAUCUCUUCGCCCUCACAAACUGCUAAGUGCUAGCUGUGUGCAAUUGGAAUCAAUCGGUAUGUUGUGU